GUCUGCCCAUAGUGACUGGGAGAGCAAGAGGGAGAUUGUGUGAGGCCACAUCUUGGAUUUUCGCUCCUUCUUGGUAUAAUGUCUUGGACGAUUAUUAGCAACACCAUCGUUCUAUUCCGACCCCUCACAUAAUGAACGGGGCCAACACCCGAAGAGGGGGAGAUGGCUUCACCCAAGGGUCGAGGCUACCUCCCCCGGCCGUCCAGCCGCCCCCUUCAACUGGGCCCAGCGCGAAGGCGCUCGUCGAGGGCUACAGAAAAGAUAUCCUCAUCGGAUUCGACCAAGAAAAGCCGCGCUACAAUCCGUUGAACCCUGAACGGCCACAAAGCUCCGCUCUCGUCGAUCUCAAGGAUCCGAUACAGGUCCACCUACUGACCGAGACAGCCCUUUUAGACAGCAAGAAGUUCGAGAUCUUGUCGCAGGAGGAAGUGGACGGUCUCAAGAAGCAGAUCCAAUCGCUUACGAUGCGCGUCGAGCAGGCCCGGACAAACUUGGCCAUACAGUCUAAAUAUCGCGACGCCGCCAUCUCCAUGGCCCGCCUCUACUCGCCGGCCAAGUCCGAGGGUAAAAGGCGAAGUCUUCUCGGCAAUCGCAUGAGCGACUCUGUCAAGGAAGCCGAGAUGGAAAAGCAAGCAAGUGAGCGCCGCUGCGAGGAACUUGCCACCGAGCUGUUCACGCUAGAAAAGCGCUUGGUCGAACCCCAGAGGCGUCUGCUUCAGCACACGGCGGGAAUCCUACAGAUGACGCACCGAGCCGCCGCGAGGAAAUUUGGCCAGCCGGCCGCUGGACAGCCGAUGAUGAAUGGAAUCCCCGGCAGCCCGGAGAGCCUGUACACAUACUCCAACGCUCGCAACAGCCUGGAAGCUACUAGCGAAGAUGCCGACUUUGACGAUAGGAGUCUCUACCUUCCACUAGACCAGAUGGAUGGGCAACCUGGUCGCCCGCGCAAAAAUACGAUCGAAAUACCCACUAAGUCGCCUGUACGAGAACAGCAGAAUCAGCUCAGGGAGGAGAUGGACCGCGCAAAAGACGAGAUCUCGCGACUUCAGGCUGUGGAGCGGCAACUGAAGGAGGAGAAUUGGAAGCUCAAAAAGGCUGAGGAGGAAUCUACUACUGAGAAAAUUCAGUCUGGGGCUCUGGAAAAGAAGCUCAAGGACGAAAACACACGCCUCAAAGAAGCCCAGCAGCAACUUAAAUCAGAAGCCGACGAACUGCGAGCACAAACUGGGGAUCAGAGGAGUUCGAUAUCUAACGCCGAGCAGAAAUUGGAGGCCAUGAACAACAAGUUAAGGGAAGUGGUCGUCACGUUUAGUCCAGCGAAGAACAAUGACUUUGGUUACCCUGAAGUGGCAGUGGGCUCGGGCUCGACGCUCAAAAGCCAGCUAGAGUAUUUAGAAAGAGGAAUCGCCACUGCCAUGGAGGAGCAGAGGUUACAUGCGACAAAGACAUCGAGGGAGUCUGAGGAGGUCAGCGCCGCCGCAGCCGCAGCAACAGCAUCCCUCGCAAAGGCCGAGUCACGGAUCAAAGCCCUUUCCCGACAGACCCAGGACGUGCUUCAGAAGGCCAAGAUUACCCAACCGCCAGCUGAGUCAGAGGCAACCCUAGUUGGACAGCUCAACUACAUUGAAAAUGCUCUUAGCGUAUUCCAGACAGAACUUGCAUCUUCCGGCAAGAAGAACAUCGCACAGGUGGACGCAGUCCUUAUGGGCCUGUGGGAUAUUAUCCAGACCGGCUACUCCGAAAUUCAGCAGCAAAGGAUAGAGCGCAAGAAGCUGCGGUCAGAAAAGGGUGUGGUGGAUGACGACGACGACGAUGUGUCGGGCGACGAGAUUGGAGACAUGAACGAGAAGUAUUCCCUGCAGGCAUUCUCGACCAAAGUCCAAUGGCUUUAUGCGCAAGCGACAAGUCUGAGAGAACAGAAAUCUGUGCUCAAGAGGCAGAUCAAACAACAGCGAGAGCUGAAUAAUAAGAGCGGAUCCGAAAAAGAUGAGGACAUGAGGGCUAUGGAAGACGAGCUAGAAACGACCCGAGCAAUGCUCGACGAGAGCGAGAGAACUGCGCAAGACGCAAUGGAUAGGCUUGGACUGACACUCCGCAACAUGGAGACGCUCCAAAAGACAAAUGCGGCAAACGAAUCAGCAUCAUUCUCGUCGUCCAAGACCAUCCAGGACCAGCUCAAGGAUCGCAACACUAAAAUUGCGGCCCUCGAGUCGAGCAACCAGAAUGUGCAGGCCAAGCUCGCCGACGCCGAGACGAAUCUGGCCAGCGUCAAGGCGCAGCUCAGCCAGGCUAGCGAAUCGCAGACGGCAACCCAAGCAGAGGCAGGCAAGCUCGCUAAGGCGGUCAAGGACAAGGACGAAGAGCUCGACCGGCUAAACAUGAUGGUCAUUGAACUUAAGACGGAGGUGGCCUUUGCUAAAGCCGAGCUUGAUGGCGCCUAUGGGUCCCGCAAACAGCGCGCAGCCGAGGUGGCGGCACUCUCCAAGACGUCCGAGACAUCAGAGCUCAACACGCAGGUGCAGAACCUCCGCUCCGAGCUCGAGAACACGCUCAAAGACCUCGAAGACAUCACCAAGGAGUCCAUUGCCGCCGAGAAGGAGAAACUCGACCUCGAGUCCAAGCUGGACGACGCCCUCAGCUCAAAGGCGUCGCUCGAGUCGGAGAUCAAGACGCUGCGCGACAAGCUCGACGCCGAAGUCUCCAGGCUCCAGGAGCAGCUUGAUGCUGAGCGUCUUAAGGCUCCCACUAGUUCCGCGGGUGGUAGUGCCGGCGGUGCCGGCUCUUCCAGAGCCGGAGCCUCCAUGCUCAGUGAGCAGUUCAGGGCGACGAUGAAAGAGGAAAGGAAGAAAUUCCAGGAAGAGCUCAGGGAGGAGCAAGCCAGACGCCGCAAGAUCGAAGACGAACUCCGCGCCCUGCGCAAGAGCCAGGGCCUCAGCAGUCGCAGUACCACGAACCUGGGGAGCUCGCUCAGCCCGAGGUGACACCAGCACACACGCAAGACAUAACCAAUGCGCCAUGCCGGAUGAUUUGAUGAAACUGACGAAAGGGCCCUUGUACUAUUGAGAGCACGUGGCGUGCCCGAGAAAAGACCCGAACGUAGUAACUAAUGCUUCCGCUUUUGGCUUUUUGUUUUCAUUCCCUCU
Molecule: messenger RNA, 3143 nt
Organism: Lasiosphaeria miniovina
Lineage: Eukaryota; Fungi; Ascomycota; Sordariomycetes; Sordariales; Lasiosphaeriaceae
Product: Up-regulated during septation-domain-containing protein
Exons: 3
Coding region: 132-2981 (949 amino acids)
Source: RefSeq, a predicted model, not a curated record